Poecilia reticulata (guppy) is the source of this 3278-nucleotide messenger RNA. It is a transcript of the gene susd5, whose product is annotated as sushi domain containing 5. NCBI's taxonomy places the organism in Eukaryota, Metazoa, Chordata, Actinopteri, Cyprinodontiformes, Poeciliidae. Gene Ontology annotation, molecular function: hyaluronic acid binding. Gene Ontology annotation, biological process: Notch signaling pathway; cell adhesion. The record is from RefSeq and is a predicted model, not a curated record.
ACGUGAUUUUUCACACAGGUGCUUCAUCUGCUUGCCAGUGCGACUAUUUGGGGAAGAUAAGCUGCGCCUCUUCACUCCUGAGCCGUUUUAUGUCUUCCUUCAGCAUCCUCGCUGGUUGACGCGCAGUUUUAGUCUGUGCAGCCAAAAAGAAGAAGAAGAAGAAGAAUAAGAAAAAAGGAAACAAAUUGCUACUUCUGACUGCGAGUUUGCGAAUAGUUCUUGAGGUUUUUAGGGCACCUUUUCCAAAGCGAAGAGUUAUUAGACAGUCGAGGGCUGAAAAAGAUGCUUUAUUGUUCUAAACAAAUACUUCAGUCCUUGUUCUUUGGAUGCCUGGCUUUUCUUGCUGUGACCUCUGUUGUGAACGCAGAAGGUCGUGUGUUUGUUUUAGACCCGAGCAGUUUGCAGGCCUUCGGGAAACCAGAGCAGGCGUGUGCCUCGCAAAAUGCCCGCCUGGCGUCAGUGGAAGAGCUCCGUCAAGUCGUGGUGGAGUGCUUCUUCUCUCACUGCACCCGCGGGUGGCUCUACGGAGGCACGGUGGGAACGACAGUUUGUAAUGCUGAGGGGAGUUCACUGAAGGCUGUUAAUGUGAAGACAGAAAACGCUACAGAGGACACUACACACUUGAGUGCCUUCUGCAUGAAAGACAAAGCUGUGACCUGUGGGGAUCCUCCAUCGUUCCCCAACGCCCGUCUGCAGGAUCACUCAGGGUUUGAGAUGGGAGACGAGCUGCUGUACUCGUGCACACCAGGUUAUGUGAUGCCCAGCGGUCACUCUGCCUUCAGCUUGCUGUGUGACAGCUGCGGCGAGUGGUACGGGACUGUGCAGAUUUGCAUUAAAGGUGCAACUGAAACCCAUGUAGAUUACGAAGACAAGUUUGAAGAUUCCUAUGAAGAAACAGAUCAUGAUCAUGACAGUCAAGAAGACAUAUUCAGAGAUACUUCUCAAGAAGGGAAGGGGAUUCUGCAGCAGCAAGAAACAAAAUUUUGGGUCAAUGUAGAAGAGGAUCACCAGGAUCGCCAUGAAAUGCAUAAUAUUGGAGUAAAGGUGAUUAAUAGCAGUAGAACCUUUGGAGGAACUGUGGAUGAAGUAGCAAUGAGAGAGGAAGAUGCUUUCACGGUCCAUCCCAGGUUUGAGCAGGACAGUACCAAGUUGGUCCGGACUGGUGCAGCUCCAGCCACAAAGGAGCCUGUUUCUCUUCUCUCCCAAAAACACAUGUUCUGGUUCCCCUCUGAGGCUUUCCAGGAGGAGGUAUCGCCCAUCCCCAGCGACUCAGUCACACAAGCAACACAGAGAGCUUCUGGUGCCCUGUCUGAGGAGAGCAAAGAAAACGAGAGCCAAGAAAGGCUGGAAAGCACCGACUCUGUCGAUCAUGACGAUCAUGACGAUCAUGACGAUCAUGACGAUCAUGACGAUCAUGACGAUUAUGAUGAUGAUGAGAAAGGCAGAAAUAAAGAUCAAGAUGAUAAAAUAUAUGACAGAGAUGACAAUGAUGAUCAGGAUGACAGCCGCCAUGAUGACCUGGACAUCCAUGAAGACGACCGUACCGAUGAUCACGAUAAUCAAGAUAAUCAUGAUAAUCACGAUGAUCACGAUAAUCACGAUGAUCACGAUGAUCAUCAUGAUCAUGAUGAUCAUGGUGAUCAUCAUGAUCCUGACAGUCAUCAGGAAGAGGAUUUUGAUGACAAUAUGAAGCAACCGACUCACUACAACAACUCGGACAGACCUGAUCGCAGAGUUGAUGAUGAUCAUGAUGACCAUUAUGACAUGGGCGAGCACGAAGACGGCAGUGAUCGCACCAAAGAAUACGAUGAUCGUGAUGAUGCAUACGACGAUCACCCAAGUCAGGAGGAUCAUGAUGAUGAUCACAAAGACAAUGAUGGAGAACAUCCUGAUAAUUCAGAGGAACAUCCAAAAAGUGACGAUCAUGAUGAUGGAGAGGAACAUUAUGAUCACGAUGAAGAUGACAUUCACGAUGAUCGUGAAGACAAAGACGAGGAGAGAUAUGACGACCAUGAUAGCCAUGAAGAUGAUGAUCAUCACCCACAUCUAAUCAUUUCUGUAGCCAAUGAGCCGCGGCCAAACAUCACCCAGAGGGAAGAAGGAAGUAAGAGCACUAAAGAUAGUACUUGGCUUGAUGGAUAUCCUGUUGACCUAUUUGACACAGAAAAUAGUGAUUCCACAAAAGGGCAAAUGGGAACCAGUAUGGCAAAGACAACAGACAAACCCAACGAUGUGGAAGUACGUAAGCGGGUUCCUCACUUCAGUUUGUCAGACGGAGAUACAUCCUUCACUAUGGCACCUAAAUCCAACCAAGGGAGGGAGAAGAAGAACUGGCCUGGCUCCAGGACUCCAGCUACCUCAUCUGACCAUUUAGAGCGUUCAAACUCCCCCUCAAACUCCGACACCCUUGAUUACGACACACAACAAGUUCCUCCCACCCACUCCUGGCUGGACGACCUCACCAAUCACCCUUUCCUAGAUCACGGCCCAGCUCCCCCGGUGCAUGAUGGGAACACGUUUCCUGGAGUGAUGGAGGAACACACUGUGGACGAUCUGCCAGGUAUGAUGGGUGAGAUGGAAGGAGAGAAGAGGAAGACGAUCUGUGUGGGUGAGGACUGUCCGCCCCACCCUCCAAGCUCAACCACCCAAGGGGCAAAGGUGGCCGCCAUCAUUGUAGCGGUGUGUGCCGUGGCCACCGCGGUCAUCAUUGGAGUUUGGUGUUACAGACGGAAACAGCAGAAAAGUUCACUGUACGAGAUGAACGGAAAAGGUCAAAGCCAGAGCAGACCGGGCCAACAAAUAGAGAUGCAGCAGAAAGUGUAGAAAUGGAGAACGAGGACGUUAAUGAAGAGCAGAGACAAAUAUAGAAGAAUUAAGAUAAACAAGAGGAAUGAACUUCCCUACAUCACAUUAGACACUACUACAGAUGUGAACACUUUGGGUUUGAUAACUAGCUGCAUUUCUGCUUCUGUGAAAAAAAACCUUGCUGAGUUAGCUAUAAAUAUACCCCCAUAUUAUUACUUUAAAACUUCUGCAUGUAGCUGGAUGCAAACAGGCUGGGCCUAAAAUAAAGAAACUAGAAAAUACAGGAAGCUAUUCCUCCAUGACUAUAUCAACUGGGACUUCCGAAUUUAAAUGUUUUCAUAAUUUUACUGAUGCUUGUUUGUAUUUCCCUGGGUUAUGCUAAUUUUUUACUUUUUUGAAUGCCUUGAUGCUUUGCUGUAAAUCAAGAAUGUCAACCCUUGGAAUCCAUUGUCAUACAAGCUUUAGAUCUGUUG